AUGUAUAUUAUUAAUUGGAGGCUAUUGGUGAACUAUUAAUUAAUUACGUAGACUAAAAACUGCUGAUUAAGCUAAAACCUUUACGUUGACACACUUGAUAGUAAUCAGUCGAACCAGGUGUGUUUGUAGCCCAGUUCAAGUCAAAUCAACGAAAAUGACUUACACCUGUGGUGAUAUUUUCAGCGGUUGCAGCACCCCGUCACUCCUUCCACACCCGGAUGUUCGAGCCCAACGAUGGACCGAAACCUGCAAAGACGCUCUUCUUGGUGGAUUAUCGUCCUUAUCUCAGUUUCUACACUCGCAGAAAGCCGGUUAGUGUACAGCCGAGGCUCCAGCACAGCAAACUCACGCACCCAGACCAGGACUCACGAUAACAUACAGCUCAGAGAGCCAGCGGUAAAACAGCAGCAAAGCGCAGAGCACAGCGUGCGACCUCGGCCUGUCGUGGUCAAGUGCCACCCGGACUCGAUGGAGGUCGUGGUGCAGGCCGACAUGUUUGAUACAGGCCUUCAGGUGGACGGUACACAUCUGCGCCUGGGCUCAGAUUCACUAGCUGAGGAGAGUGCAUGCAGAGCAUUCCCGUCAGGAGUUGCUGAAUUCACCAUCCGGACCAACCUGAUUGAUUGUGACACUAAACUCUCAUCGACAAAAGAGAAGAUUGUUUAUUCUAAUGUUCUGGUCUACUCACCGGAAGCUUCAUCUGAUGGCUUGCUUAGACUGGAUGGAGCAGCAAUUCCAGUUGAAUGCCAUUAUGAAAAGAAAUAUGCUGUGGAUAUCGUUUCUCUGCAUCCAACCUGGGUUCCUUUUGUCUCCAGGAUCUCAGCUGAGGACCAAAUAGAUUUCAAUCUGCGACUCAUGACUGAUGACUGGCAGUUUGACAGGGGGUCUUAUUCAUACUUCUUGGGUGACCCCAUUCAUUUUGAAGUCUCUGCCGUCAUUGGUAACCACAUGCCCCUGCGAGUCUAUGUUGACUACUGUGUUGCCACAGCAACUCCUGAUGCAGAGACAACCUUAAGAUAUGACUUUAUUGAACAUUAUGGAUGUCUUACUGAUGCUUACCUGACAAACUCCAUGUCCCGCUUCUUACCAAGAGUUGCGGAGCACAAGCUGAGAUUUAAGCUAGAUGCCUUCAGGUUUCACCAGGAGCCCAGGAACCAGGUCUACAUAACCUGCUACAUGAAGGCUGUUCCGGUCACAUUAACUGUCAGCUCACAAAACAGGGCCUGCUCUUUAAUUGAGAACAGAUGGCGGUCAGUUGAUGGGAAUGACCAGGCAUGUAGAAGCUGCAAUAUAUCCCAUCAGGUUGAGGAGCCUCCCUCAACAGAAGCCCCUGCAACUACCAUCAGCACAAAAGCCUGGUCCACCAUGAUUUCACAGGAAAGUUUAGUCCAGAGCGGAGAUGAACAACAUCCAGCCACAUAUAUCCGUUUCCGUCCAGGAAUGCAGCAGAGCCAACAAAACAAACCUCAUCAAUCUUCUGCUAGAUUAAUGAAGAGGGGAGCAGACAAUAAAGCAGAGAAAACUAUGCAGCUGGGACCCCUUAUUGUCCUCCCAUCCAGCAAAUUUGUAACAACACCAACAGAUGCCAAAGUGGUGCUUUCACCAAAGAGCAACACCACCUGAGACUUGGGAUAGCACACUGAGGGCUGUUGAUUAAGAAAAAAAACAAUGAUUUCACUGCUGCCAUGAACAGGACAAACAUUUUUGGCACAUGACAAACCCUGCAAAUGCAGAGAUUAAUCUCGUCAUUGUAGUCUCUUCUCAUUUGAGUUUUUCCUGUCAACCAUUUUCACAGGAACAGUAUUUACCAUUCUCCAUGUACUUUAAGAGGUAUUUUUUGUUACAGUGCUUGUCUUUUCCAUACAAAAGUCAACCGCUUUUUUUUUUUUUUCUUUCUUUCUUUCUUUUUUUUUUUUUUUUUUUUUUUUUUUCAAUAAAUAUUUUACCACAUUAACUUGGGGCUUUUUGUCGCAUCUACCUUGCAAGAACAGAUGAACAUCACAAUUUUCCCCAUUACUUGAUAUCUGAUCUUUACAAAAUCCAACAUCCUGUAGUGGUUGGCCAAGAAUUCAAUAUGGUUUAAAGCAAAUAAUUUAAUUACUAUUGGGUUUUAAGCACUCAGACUCAUUAGGCCCAUGCAACAGAAGUGGAUGUCAAAAGGAUGUGUUGUGUGUUUGUGUAUUUUUACACAUACACACAAGACAUAACAGAGUGUAUGCUUUUGAAAUCCACUGUAAAGAUUCAUCAAACAUAAUACUGGCUAUUUUGAACCAAGGAGAAAGGCAGACAUGCUAUUAGGGAGCAUUUCCCUCCAUUAUUACCCACAACCUACUCAUCAUGUAGUCACAUAAUUGAUCAAUCAUUGUGAGGGUAUAUAAUGGAACAUAAAAUGUUUGCUUUGCUGCAGCAUCCAGUAAAAUGAUUAGUCACUGUUCUCUGUAGUAUAGACCUACUUUUGAAAUUGAAUCAAAAUUAGAGCCUUUUUGAACAUUUUUGCUGACUUAACAGUUGCAGUCUACCGAAUGAGAGUUUUAGCAAAAGUCCUUGUUGACAGCACUUUCCACUUGCAGCAUCACAUAUACGAAUCAGCACGAGUGGAUGUAGACCAAACCAUUGCAGCCUUUUAAGAGAUGACCUGACUUGACCCCGGAAUGUACACGAAGCCGUAUUAAUAUUGCAAAUGGAAAUAGACCCUGUGUGCUCUUCCCUGCUGGAACAUUUAAGAUAUUUGCGUUUCGUUGUGUCAGCACCUCGGACAGCACCCUUCAUUGUUUUCCAUAGAGGGUGGGCUGAGCGCUCUCCGUGGUCCUGAAACAACAACCCUGACUUCUCCCGGCCGCUUGUUUUAAUGUCCCUUCCCCCCCGCCUUCAUAAUUAAUCAGAGGUCAUUUUUCAGUGCUUCCUACACGACUGGUCGAUUUCUUGGGCGCCUGUUUACUUUCAUAUCAAAUGAAUAAGCCAUUUGUGUCUAUGAUGUGUGUACUAUUUUCUUGACGGCAUCAAUAUAUUCGCUAAGUGCAUAAUAAAUCCUAGGCAUUCUGAAAUACACUUAGGAGUUAAUGUUAAGCUUAUUAGCAUAUUCAUAUGUUGCAGAGACAAUUCGUGCAGAUUCAUCUGUCUGACUAACUCUAAUUAUAGGCUACUUCAGUGAAUACUCUCUAUAUUCAAUGUGCGCACAUAUCUAUGUGAUUGUUCGUUUCCCAUCUUUUUUCCAAUAUUUUAAUAUGUCCUCUGUUCUUGCGGUGCGCUGAUGAUGGAUCUGCGUCAGCAUUACAACCAACGCAUCUUUCAUCGUAUUAUCCACAAGUGAAUCGUCUCGCCCGCAUCCUGUUUCCCAAGCGUUUUUAUCCAGGUCCAGUGGAUCGUUUCUCCCGUUUGAACAGAAAAGCGAUGUUUUUCCACAGAUGCCAAAUGCUGGUGCUGUUUAUCGUCUGCUUUCUUGUUCGCACAGUUGUUUAUUCCAUUCGAAAAUGUGGACAGGUCCUUUGCCGGGAUGACCAGGUCUGCUGCGUGCAGGGAAAUGACACCACUACCAGCUGUUGCAAGCAAUUCAUGGACAAGACUUACUACAACAUUGCCAUGGUCACCCGGAAACUUUCUGGGAUUCUUAUUUUGCUGCUUCUCUUCGCUGUGGGAUACUUUGUCCAGAGAGUGUUGUGUUCUAGGUCCAGGCAGCUCACCCCGCCACACAACGGACACCCAACUGUUACCACAUCACAAGAACCGCUUGUGGAGCGCUGCACACCGGACAGCUUGAUGGAUCCAGCCCUAGAUGCCCAGCUGCCCACAUACGAUGAAUGCAAACGCUUGCCGACAUAUGAAGAGACGGUGCGGGAUGGGAACAGGGGACGGCUGGAGUCUUCUAUGGGACAAACUACAUGAAGGGGACGAAGUGGACCUUUACUAUACAGCAGUGUAGAUCGACAUUUGAGAUUGUAAUUUAUAUGAUCAAAGUUGAUAUUUAAGAAACACCAAAAACAAACUGCCCAGGACAUUGUCUGGUAGCCUGUUUUCCCUGCAGCCUGAUGUAUUCUUCUGUGAAUACUUUCGACCUAAUAUUUUAUCUUACGUUGCACUAUUUCUUUCCAGAAAUGUGUGGGCCAACGAGAGUCCAAGUUUUCUGUCAUGUUCUUAAAAGGCACCCUUUAUUAAUGGCUUUGUUGUUGUUGAUCACCCAAUGUUUCACAGGUCAGUAACAAACCACUAAUGAGACUACGUUUGGGGUUGCCAAGUCUCUUUGGCUGGUGUAGUAUAUGAUGCUGCAUCAUGAUACUUGCUCUGUUUUUUUGGCUCUUGAAUUCAUCGGGAAUUAUCUUGAAAUAAAAACAAUUUACAAACAACUUCUUAUCAUUUAGCACAACAGACUGGAUGGAGUAUUGUAAGAACCCCAAUGAUUUACACACAACCAAGAAUCACUGCAGCUGUGCCUGUAUGACCAAAACAUACCUAAAAACGUAUGCUUGUUUAUUAUAGCUCGCUGAUACUGAUGCUGUAUCAGUGAGAUGCUUAUGUUUAAUGUACUUGCCCAUGACUGUGUGAGAUAAUCGAAUUCUGUUUAAUAAUUGAAAGAAGAUAUGCAUACACCAAUGAAAACAUCUCUACAGUUACUUAUUGUGUGUGUCGGGUACUCAGCAGUGGUUUUAAUGCACCGUAAUAUACUUAAUGGUAU
Messenger RNA from Seriola aureovittata, 4669 nucleotides. RefSeq names its product zona pellucida sperm-binding protein 3-like. Bases 235 to 1623 code for a protein of 462 amino acids. Lineage: Eukaryota; Metazoa; Chordata; Actinopteri; Carangiformes; Carangidae. Gene Ontology annotation, molecular function: acrosin binding. Gene Ontology annotation, biological process: positive regulation of acrosome reaction; binding of sperm to zona pellucida; egg coat formation. The record is from RefSeq and is a predicted model, not a curated record. The transcript has 8 exons. Gene Ontology annotation, cellular component: extracellular matrix.